GUCCGCCCGCCCCCUCACCGCGCUUAUUGGCCGGAGCCGCGGCGCCCGCGGGAUAGGCGGUGGCGGCGUCCCUCCCUCGCGCCGGCCCUCAAGAGGGCGACGAGGAAGCGGCCUCUCCCUGCGUCCCGCCCCUCGGGCUCGCUCGCUGGCUCCCGGCUCCUCCCGGCUGCUCUCGGCCCUCUCCCGGCUCCCUCCGGCUCCGGCUCCGGCUCCGGCGCGGCGGCGGCGGCAGGCAGUUGCAGUGGUGCAGAAUGGCAGACCUCAGUCUUGCAGAUGCAUUAACAGAGCCACCUCCAGAAAUUGAGGAAGAGAUAAAACGGGACUUUAUUGCCACACUGGAGGCAGAGGCCUUUGAUGAUGUUGUGGGAGAAACUGUUGGAAAAACAGACUAUAUUCCUCUACUGGAUGUUGAUGAGAAAACCGGGAAUUCGGAGUCAAAGAAGAAACCAUGCUCAGACACUAGCCAGGCUGAAGGUACUUCAUCUUCUCAAGCAACAGUGCUUGCCAACGGUGACCACGGAAUAGAAGGGAAUGAUGCCACUGGGUCUCCAACUGAAUUCCUUGAAGAGAAAAUGGCCUACCAGGGAUAUCAGAACAGCCAGAACUGGCCAGAAAAUACAAACUUUUGCUUUGAACCCGAGCAAGUGGUGAAUCCUAUCCAGACUGAUCCCUUUAAGAUGCACCAUGAUGACAGCCUGGAAGAUUUGCUCUUUCUCCCCAGUGGAACAACCAGUGCUUCAGCAUCUGCAGAACAAAAUGAUCCCCUGAAAGACAGUUAUGGUGUGUUUCCCUGUGACACAUUUGCUCCUGCAGCUGUUGUUCCUCAGGGGUGGUCUGUGGAAGCUCCAAACCCUCCACGUUCAGAAUCCUUCAUUUCCCCUGAGGCCAUUACACAGCCUCUGCAGCCUACAGCAGAGCCUGCUGAGGAGGUAGAAAUGGCAUCAGCAGAAGAGGGAGCACCAGCAAAAGCAUUGGAAAUGAUGAUGGGACUGAAGCCUGCUAACAUGGCACCAUCUCGAGAGUCAGAGAUGGUCCUGGCCAAGGAUGUGGCGCCAGCCACAGAAACAGAGGUGGCAUUGGCUAAAGACACGGAACCACCUACCGAACCAGAUGUGGCCCUGGCCAAGGACAUGGAAUCAUCCAUUGAACCAGAUAUGGCCUUAGUAAAGGACGUGGUACUACCCCUAGAAACAGAGGCAACCCCAGUUAAGGACGAUGUAUUGCCCACAGAAACAAAUGUGUCUUUGGCCAAGGACAUGAUACUGCCCACAGAAACAGAGGUAACCCCAGCCAAGGACAUACUACUGUUCAAAGAAACAGAGAGGACACCACCUGUAAAAAUGGAUUUGGCCCCAGCUGAGGGCAUGAUACCACCCACAGACCGAGAGGUGGCCCCACCCAAGGGUGUAGAAUCACUUUCAGAAAUAGAGGCGCCACUGGAUGAGGACGUUGUGUCAUCCACAGAAAUAUCCUCAGCCAAGGAGGUAGCCCUGUCCUCAGAAACAGAGGUGGCCCUGACUGGGGAUAUGGUACUACCCCCAGAAACAGAGGUGGCCCUAGUCAAGGACAUGGCUGCACCUCCAGAAACAGAAGUCACCCCAGUCAAGGACAUGGCUCCACCCCCAGAAGUAGAGAUGGCCCUGAGCAAGGACGUGGCUCCACCUCAAGAAACAGAGGUAGCCCUGGGCAAGGACAUGGUUUCAUCUCCAGAAACAGAGAUGGCCCUGGGCAAGAAUGUGGCUCUACCCCUACAAACGGAGGUGACCCUGGCCAACAAUGUGGCUCCAGCCAAGGAUGUUGCAGCAUCCGCAGAAGCAGAGGUGGCACCAGUUCCUGUUAAGGACGUGGAAACUGCACGGACACAGGAAGAAACAAGUGAGGAUUCCCAGUUAGAAUCUCUCCAGGAUGAAGGACAGUCAGCUGUACCUCCUCUCAUGAUUUCAGCAGAAGCAGUCACAGCCAUGGGCCAAAAGCACAACUUGCCAACAGAUGAGGAUUCUGUGCCAGAGGAACUAGAGCAAAAGAAACCGUUCAGUAGUCAACCUUCUGAACUUCCUUCAGAGACCUCAGGUACCCUUCCCACACAAGCCAAAAAAGCGUGCAGACCCAGUGAUCGCAGGUCCACCCGGCCCGCCCGGCCCAGGCUUGCCAGGGUCCCUCCUGAGCUGCUGGGAGGCUCUUCUCCACGGAAGACUCUUGAUCCUGGGCUGGGCCCCUGCCCUUUGUCUGAGUUGGGUUGGGUUUCUGGUUCGUCUUCCUGUGGUGAGCCUGGGAACCAGAGGAAAACUAUUCAUGGUGACUUCCUUGAACCCCAGAGGGAUCUUGGCAGGGAGUCCUGGGAUAUAGAAAGAACACCAAUGAUGAUGAAGAAAAAAAAGAAGAAACCAAAGCAAAAGAGAUACUCUCAGCCCCGGGCUGGGGGACCUUGGGAUGAUGACAAUGCAGAUGAGCCUAAAGGUCAUCCCUUUGCCACUGACCCACAAAAGUCAGGUGUUCCCCCCAGCCAGCCUACCACUGUGGGCACAGAACAUGGACUGGUAUCCAGAGAAAACUUGAAAAAGGGAUGUGAAAUUGACUCCAGAGCAGCCAAACUGGUAGCUGAGAACUUUGUUUCACAGGGUCUCAGCAUUCCUUUGUGUCCUUUGGAAGAACCCCCGAAAACUGCAGUAAAUUCUCAGCCCAAACUGAGAGUAGAGGCAGAGGUGAGAGGUAACAAGUCAGCACCACAGAGCCAAGACAAGAAAUUGCUGCAGCAAGAUGAGUGCAAACCACAGCCCGCACCCCACCUCAAGACUCCUGUGGAUAAAAACCAGACAGUAGGCUCCCUCAAUCUGAAAGGACCCCUGACAGAAGUUUUUUCACACAAAGUAGAAAUUCCUUUGGAGAUCACACCCAAAGAGGGUUCCUCUCCUGUCUUGGACCAAGAGGCUGUGGGUGGAGUUUCAAAACCCAAAGCAGCAAAAGAACUGCCUAAUUCCAUACCCACUUUGACAGCAGGUAAUCCAUUAGUAAGUAGUCUAAAAGAAGGGAAUGAGGAAAGUAAAAUGACUAAACUGCAGAAUGACAAACAGAAGGAAUUUUCUGAGGGAGCUGAAGAGGUUAAAGAACUAAAAAAGGAAAGUAUUCCCAAGGAAAGACAGGAGAACAGCAUCUUUGCUUCUGAGCAGCCGCAGGACAUGGUGCUAGCUCAGGUUCCUGGACUAGGGAAUGAACCAUUUAAGAGAAUGGCAGGUGAUGGCAAAAGCAGGAAGGGAAAGGGAAGUUCUGGGAAGAUGAGAGCAAGUUCUGGGAAGGUGAGAGCAAGGUCUGAGCUGCUGUUGCUUGCGGACAGCCAGAAGGACAGCAGAGCUGUUCUUGUGCCAAAUGAGCCAGCGCCUAAAACGGAAAGAAUGGAUAAAAGCGAGGAGCUGGGGCUGGGUUCUUCAGAGCAACCAGGGACCGUGGCUGAGCUCACUGAGGCAGUGGUGAUGCGGGACCCUAAGGAGAUGACUGACCUGAGGGUGGCAGGCACCUUGCAGGCGUUGAUUCCUUUGGGAGAUGGGUCAGGCAUGAUUCAGACUUCCGGUGCUAGAACAGAAAGAGGAACUGUAGCCAUAGACAUGCGUGUCGGCAACCAGAGCGAGGAGGAAAAAUGUCCUUGGAUGGAUCAUGAGGCAGCUCCUUGGAUUUCUGAAAAGCCUACAAAAAGAGGCAGGGAAGACAAAAACAAAAAGUUUAAAAAUAGUUAUUCCACACAGCCUGCUAGAAUGGAGAGGAAGGAAGAAAUCCUCAACCCACCUUUUGUAGGGAAGGGUGGGGAUAUUGGUAGUACUCCCCAUCAAAACAGAGAAUUAGAACUUACUUUCCCCAUAAAUCAUGACCCUUUGUUCUCACGUAUAUCAGAUACACCCACAGUGGAAGGAGUUGACCAAAAGGGUAGAAAUGUUGAGGUUAAUUCUUCUAAGCUUGGGGCUCUUGGCAGGAACAAAACAAACGCAGGCAAGGAUUUUGCUGUUACUGAACCAGCUACCAAGGUGACAGAUGUGAACUGCCAAGACCAAAUCCAGGGGGCAGGAUUUGUUCCUUCAGUACCAUCUGAGGAGAAUCAGACAGGUGUGGCCAAGGGACAUACUGCAGUUGCUGACAAACCAAAUAAAAGGAGUAAUGAUGGAAAAAGCAAAAAGAUUAAAAAUAGUUUCCCUGAGAAGCACAUUCUGGAGAAUAAGAUAGAUGCAACAAAAAUACAUGUUCCCAUGGAAACCAUAGGGGACCACAGAAUUGAAGGAAUGGGCUAUGUGGAUGAAAAUAGAAAUAUUACAUUUACCUGCCCUAGAACACCACCAGGGUUGAUGAAUAAGACAGUCCCCCUAGAGGCUCAGGAGUCAGCAGCCUGUGAAAAACUGCCCCCUUCUACUUUUCAAGUAGUAAAGGAAAGUGAUUCAUUUCCAGACACCUUGGCAGAAAGCGGGCAAGAGACAGCUCCAGCCCAGAUUUCCAAAUUAUUAGAGGUAGAUCAUUGCAGCAAAGUUGGAGUCCCAGGUGAGGAAAGACCCAAGGCUCCCUGUGCUGUUGUGCCCUCUAUGAGCACAGGAGGAGUUGCCCUAACUCUGACAGCAGCCAUAGAAACAGUUAACAACCAUGGAGUUAGCUGUCUUCAGAAUAAAGGUGAGCUUGCUGGUCCCAUGAAAAAUGAAGCAGGGGUAGACGAAGGGCAUGUGAUAGGAGAAUCUGAGUCAGUGCCCAGUGGUGCAUCAAAGCACUCAGUAGAGGAAACCACAGAGCCAGCAGAGGGGCACCUUCUUUCUGGCGUGCUCAUAGAAGAUCAAAGCCUGGCAGGUGGGGUCAGAGUCCUAGAAGCAUGUGCAGAUAGCAGUAAUUUUCCAACAUGUCCAGUAAACAAACAGAAAGAGUCUGAGGAAGGUUCUGCUCCAGUUCCAAUUCUUGACCUAAUGGGAGACAAAGCACAAAAGCCCAGUUUCUGUGAGGACCAACGUGCUGAAAAUAGAGAUUCCCAGGGCCCAGAUAGUUUGAAUAAGGAGGUAGAUACAACUCUUUUGCCUCCAGAAAGUGAAAAUGAUAAAUUGGAAGAAAUCAGUCUGGAUUCUGAAAUCAGAGAAAUGGCAUGUGUUUCCUUGGCACCACCAGAACUCCAGUCAGGUGUCUUAGAUGGCAAAGUUGAAGUGACUCCUUCAAGGGUGGUAGAUGAGUUAGUAGUGACUGCUUCCAAGGCUCUUCAACUCCCAGAACCCAAAGACAAGAUCUUGGAGGCACCUGAGAAAAUGACAGAAAAAUCUGAACCAAAGGCACUAGGACAAGGGAAGAAGGAAGAUAAAAGCAGAGCAGCAGAACCCAUGAAAGGCUACAUGAGACCCACCAAGUCCCGAGGACUCACUCCACUUUUACCAAAAUCUACAGUCCAGGAACGAGAGCGAUCCAAGCAACUCAAGUCCAGUGGAAUAGCCAAACUAGAAGAAGGACGGCUUACUGGGAGUGUGACCGGAAAUGACAUCACCGCCCCUCCAAACAAGGAGCUCCCACCAAGCCCAGAGAAGAAAACAAAGCCUUUGGCCACCACUCAACCUGCAAAGACUUCAACAUCGAAAGCCAAAACACAGCCCACUUCUCUCCCUAAGCAGCCAGCUCCCACCACCUUUGGUGGGUCGAAUAAAAAACCCAUGAGCCUUGCUUCAGGCUCAGCACCGGCUGCCCCACCCAAACGCCCAGCUGCUGCCACUGCCAGGCCUUCCACCUUACCUUCAAAAGACGGGAAGCCCAAGCAGCCUGUUGCAGAGGCAAAGAUUCCUGAGAAGCGGGCCUCACCAUCCAAGCCAGCCUCGCCAUCCAAGUUGUCUUCUGCCCUGGCCAGUAGGCCUGGCUCCAAGAGCACCCAGACUGUUCCAAAAGCCACAGCAGCUGCCACUCUUGCCUCAGCUGGGCCAAGCAGUAGGAGCCCCUCUACACCCCUGCCCAAGAGGCCCACUGCGGUCAAGACUGAGGGGAAACCUGCAGACAUCAAGAAGAUAGCUACGAAGUCUGCACCAGCUGACGUGAGUCGCCCAAAGAGCACCUCCACCAGUUCCAUGAAGAAAAGCGCCACCGUCCCUGGGGUGGCACCCCCAGCAGGGGUGACUCCCAGCCGCGUCAAGCCCACAGCCACGCCUCCCCGGCCCUCUGGGACUCCUUCUGUGGACAAGAAGCCCACGUCAGCCAAGCCCAGCUCCUCUGCCCCAAGGCUGGGCCGCGUGGCUACCAAUGCUUCUGCCCCUGAUCUGAAGAAUGUCCGUUCCAAGGUUGGCUCCACGGAAAACAUCAAGCAUCAGCCUGGAGGAGGCCGGGCCAAAGUAGAGAAAAAAACAGAGGCAGCUGCUCCAGCUCGAAAGCCUGAACCUAACGCAGUCACUAAAGCAGCCGGCCCAAUUGGCAGUGCACAGAAACCGCCUGCUGGGAAAGUCCAGAUAGUCUCCAAAAAAGUGAGCUACAGCCAUAUUCAGUCCAAGUGUGGUUCCAAGGACAAUAUUAAGCAUGUCCCUGGAGGUGGUAAUGUUCAGAUUCAGAACAAGAAGGUGGACAUCUCUAAGGUCUCCUCCAAGUGUGGGUCCAAGGCUAACAUUAAGCACAAGCCUGGUGGAGGAGAUGUCAAGAUUGAAAGUCAGAAGCUGAACUUCAAGGAGAAGGCCCAGGCGAAGGUGGGGUCCCUUGAUAACGUGGGCCACCUGCCUGCAGGAGGUGCCGUGAAGACUGAGGGCGGUGGCAGCGAGGCCCCUCCGUGUCCGGGCCCCCCAGCUGGGGAGGAGCUGGCCGUCCCUGAGGCAGCGCCCGAAGCUGGCGCCCCCACUUCAGCCACUGGCCUCAGUGGCCACACCACCCUGGCAGGGGGUGGUGACCAAAGGGAGGCCCAGACCUUGGACAGCCAGAUCCAGGAGACAAGCAUCUAAUGAUGACAUUCUGGUCUCGUCUUCCGUCCCCCGUGUUCCCCCUCUUGUCUCCCCCGUCACCCUCUCCCUUCCCUCCUCCUGUGUCACUGCAGAUUGAGACCUACAGGCUGACGUUCCGGGCAAACGCCAGGGCCCGCACCGACCACGGGGCCGACAUUGUCUCCCGCCCCCCUCCACUUCCCUGGCGGCCCCAGCUCAGGCACCUGGGCCCCUAGCUCCCUCUCUGGGGCUGCCCUCUAGGCCCCUCCAUCCCUCCCUCCCUCCCUCCCGCCUCACUUGCCCAGGGUGGCAGCAGCCCCGUCCCCAUGCUCCCUCCACUCCCAGCCCCAGGCCCAGCUCCCUGCUUGGCUCCCUGUCCUCACCAUUGCGCCGCUGCUCCGCGGAGAAGGUUGGGUGGAAAGUGGGGUGGUUGGGGGGCUAGUUCAGGACCUCCUGGGAUCUGGGUGGCGGGAGCCGGAGUCCAACCUCCUCUUCGUUUGUUUGGGUUUUUUGGACCAAACCCAAGAGAAACUGACAUACCCUCCCUCUUCGCUGGUCCAUCUGGAGGGAAGAGUGGAAGUGGAUGUCCACGUGAUGGCUGGGUGCUGACUGCGUACCCUAGAGCCUGCUAAGCCACUGCCUCUUCCUUUGACCCCACAGUGGUGCCCACCUCGCAGGUGGCGCCAGGCACCUCUUGCUGCCCUCCCCCAAGUUAGUCAGGGGCAGUGCUGCCUGUCCCCGCUGCUUCCCAUACCUACCUAGCUGCUGUCACACUAUCUUUUUUUUUUUUUUUUUUAAAUAACCUGAAAACCAGUGGAGUAGUUUUGCAGGUUGAAGCCAUGUCUGAAUGAAAGUCGUUGGUAGGUGUUAAAGGAAACAGGGAGGGGAGAUCCUGACGCCUCCAACCGGGAGGUGAGGCAUUGGAGGCUGCCCUGGCUUGGGCAGCUCGGGGCCCCCGGCCCCGGAGGUGGUGUGGGCAGGGCAGGCGCAGUGGGGGGCUGUGGGCUAGAGGACAGGCAGGGACCGCUAGGGGCUGGUCAGAGUGUGGACUGGUGGUUCUGGCAUUUUGUGUGUAUGCUGCUUUUCUUUUCUAACCAAGAGGCUGGUUUUGGCAUCUAUGUCUGUCUCAUUCCCUGGGAUCUGGUGGGAGACAAGGUCGGGCUGGAAAGGGCCAUGGAGGUCAAAUUCCUCCUAGCCUCCAACCUAGGACACUCGAGCCCUCAGUUGCCAGGGAGCCCGAUGUGUUCAGAACUCAUGUGGAUAGUGGGGAAUCAAGUCUGGAAAUUUAAAAAUAAGUACAUGAGAUGGGCCAUCCAGGCUCCCUUACGGCCUGACUGGAGAGGGGAGAGAGGAGAGGCGAGGCCAGCCUAAGGGGUGUGUCCUGGUUAGGCCUGGUCUUGGGAUGGCUGCAAUGAUAAGUCCCGGGAAUUGUAUUGACACGAAGAUUCUUAUUGCACUUGUAUUUUUUGUAUUAAAGUUUGCAUGGUUUCUAAUAAAGGAUUAAAACGUAACAGUUUGUAGUGAAAUGGCCUGGGAGUCUCCAAGGCUUCUCCUCUGGAAGAGCAUUUUCUGCAGUGCAGACUUGGCCCCUCACACUCCCCACCUCCUCCUCUGGCAUCCCUUGGCACUGAGAAGGUGGGAGCUGUUGACCUAGGAUCAGAUUCGAAGUCCAUGUAGAGGGAGGGUGUCUGGGCUGGGCAGGUGCUCUCCCUUUCUGAGGUAGCAUUUUCUCCAGGGAGGUUCGACACCAGCUCCCCAAGCACAUACCAAGAAAUUGCAGGGGUCUUGUGGGAAAAGCGCUCCCAGGGCCAGAGACUGUCCACACAGUGCUUCAACGGCGCCAGGGACAUCAGGGCAUCCGUGUUUUGUCUGCAAGAAAGGGUGAGAUGAAACUGGGAGGAGCAGUGGGAGGUGGGGUGCCAGAUGCAGUGGGGUGACAGUGCUGGGCCUAAAGGUACCUGCACCUGUGUUGAUGCUGGGGUGGACAACAAGCUCUCUCGGUCCUUUUACUCCGUUGGCCGAAAGGUAGGGGUGGGAGAGGUGACCCCGGCGGAGAGCACUCUAGGGGGCACUGGAGUGGUCAGUGUUCUGAAAGGUGGUUUGGUCACAGCUCCCUUGAAGGGUCCCACAAGCCAGAGAAGCUGAGAAGGCCGCCCUGACAGGUGGGACCAGAGGCCGUGUGUGCUGUGUUCUAUUCUGCAGCCGUUGGGGCUGGAACGUUUCUGUACUUCCCCAUUUGCUUAUGGCUCAGCCGUUAACCAUGUUGAUCUGUGAUUGUUGUUACCAUUUCCAGAACAAAUAAAGCUCGUAUGUCCCACCA
Mesoplodon densirostris (Blainville's beaked whale) is the source of this 9213-nucleotide messenger RNA. RefSeq names its product microtubule associated protein 4 (gene MAP4). Gene Ontology annotation, molecular function: microtubule binding. Lineage: Eukaryota; Metazoa; Chordata; Mammalia; Artiodactyla; Ziphiidae. The coding region runs from base 252 to 6914 and encodes 2220 amino acids. Gene Ontology annotation, cellular component: neuron projection. Gene Ontology annotation, biological process: neuron projection development; microtubule cytoskeleton organization. The transcript is spliced from 20 exons. The record is from RefSeq and is a predicted model, not a curated record.